AUGGAACUUAUCUUUGUAACUUCAAAAGCUCUUAGCCAAGAUAUUAUUUGUGGAAGUAUACCACCAGUUGCUAAUGGCAAGUGGAUUCGAGAGCUUAAAGAGAACAAUAUAUCCGUAUGCGACGAUAGUAAUGGACCAAUAGAAAUACUUAUCGGCGCUGACAUUGCAGGGAAGUUGAUGAACGGAGGAUUUAAAUUGUUUACUUCAGGCCUUGUUGCUAUAGAAACUAAACUUGGUUGGACUCUUUUUGGGAAAAAUGGCAUACGUGAGAUCUCGGGCAAUUCCGCACUGCUCGUCACAUCCAUGUUAAAUAAGGAAAUAUUUGUAUCCGAUCUAUGGUCUCUAGAUUCACUUGGAAUUUUAGAUCCCUCAGAGAAGAAAAAUAAACUGGAACUGCAAGAAGAGGGAAGAGAUCAUUUCUUGUCUACUGUAAAGGUGAACGAAGAGGGACGUUUUCAAGUCAGCUUGCCAUGGCUUGAUAACCAUCUACCGUUAAAAGAUAACUAUGACUUAGCUGUAAAGAGAUUAGCUUCUACAGUAAAACGACUAAAAGCUGAGAAACUUUAUGAUGCUUAUGGAGAAGUUUUUAGUGAAUGGGAACGAGAAGGCGUCAUAGAAGAAGCACCCAAAAGCAAAACUGAUGCAACAUGCCAUUAUCUACCACAUCGACACAUACUAAACAUAGUAAAAGAAAACAGUACUACAUGA
Stegodyphus dumicola is the source of this 708-nucleotide messenger RNA. RefSeq lists its product as uncharacterized. Lineage: Eukaryota; Metazoa; Arthropoda; Arachnida; Araneae; Eresidae. The record is from RefSeq and is a predicted model, not a curated record.